CCACUUCCUCCCCUCACAUCACACACAACCCCUCUCUCUCUCUCUCUCUCGCUUCUUGUUCACUUUCUCUCUCUAAAAGCUUGAAGCACAAGCAUACAAAUUUGAUAUACAUAUAUAUUAUAUAUAUAUACAUAUAUGGUUUGAUGUGUAUGUAUAGGCUUUCGGUUUGAACUUUGAAGGCUUUGAGCUCUGUGAGUUGAUCAGUAAUGGCGACGGCGCCAGUGAAGCCGCCGCUGCACAACUUCCCUCUCGCAUUCUUGAAAUGGGGGGCGAAGAACAACUCGACCACCAACAACAACCACCGCUACCGCCGACCCGUCUCCGCCGAACCCGCCUCCGAGCCCGACUCCGAAUCCGAACGCACCCACCACAACAACAGCCGGGUCGGAUCCUCCCGCGCAGCCCGCCACCGCUACUCCUUGAUCCCGUGCGCUGGCGACAAGCGUCGCAGGAGCGAAGAGAGAGAGAGCGAUCAGGAGGAGGGCGAGGAAGCUGACAAAACCGAGGUAGUUCAGAAGCCCUGGAAUCUGAGGCCCAGGAGAGCUCCGGCGACGACGUCGUUUUCCAAGGGAGGUGCCAACGGUGAACCGCACGAACUGGAGAGUCCGAACCCGAACCAGAGCGAGCUGCAGCAGCCGAAGUCGAUGAGGUUGAGGGGUUUGGCGGCGGAGGGGCAGAAUGUGGAGAAGAAGGAGAAGAGGAAGUUCUGGAUCGCUUUGUCGAAGGAGGAGAUUGAAGAGGACAUAUUUGUGAUGACUGGGUCGAGGCCUGCCAGAAGGCCCAAGAAGCGGCCGAAGAAUGUUCAGAAACAGCUCGAUACUACUUUUCCGGGGUUGUGGUUGGUGGGUGUUACUGCGGAUGCUUACAAGGUUGCUGAUUCUCCUUCUAAGAGGUAGAUUUGUAUUGUGCCCAGAAGAUUGUGACUUUGUUGAAACUUCGUAAAUGGAAAAGGCAGCUGCCCCUGUGGCGUGGCCCUCAAUUUAGAGGUAUUAUGCCCUGAAUUUUUACAAAAGAAGAUUUGGAAUUACCCUAUAGAAGGCAAAACAAAAAUAUAUAAGAGGAAAGAAGGAGAAAAUUUAUCUAAUUUCCCUUUUUUUAGUUGUAGUUUUUUUUUCUCGGUCAUUUUGUAUUGCUCAUUGGGGGCAGGAUGCAGGGUCGAUCUAGUUGCUUUACAUUGAUGUAGUUCCAAUAUGUAAAGACGGAGUUUAUGUAUAUAUAUGUACAUGAUAUAGAAUCAAUUUCAGACCUUGUUAAUGGUAUUAGCUUGUUAGGCUUGUGGGAGAUUCAUUGUGUUUUCUUUCGUUUUCUAUAAAUGAUUCUGAUUAUUUACAACGUUUGACAGACUUCCCUACAUCAUUUGGGGGGGGCGCAGAGUUUCGCAUAGUUUGCAAACCCCAUUUCUUUACAGGGUUUAUUGACUGCAUGCUUCCUUGUUCUGGAAGACCUCCUCAGUUCAGUUGAGCCGACAAACCUUAUGAGGUUGAAUGUGAAGUGUUACCUUGCAUCUACAUGUUUCAUCUUUUAACUUUCUUUUCAUGUUUCACGCUGAUUCUUGUAGUUAUUUCUAGUUUUGCAUACAGAUUAGCAAAUAGGUUAUACAUAUAGGUUUGCAUUUACUGUUUAGCCAUCUAAUGAUUUGAUAUCUAAUAUUUAGGCAUGUGGGAAUUUAUAGAUGUACC
Prunus avium (sweet cherry) is the source of this 1679-nucleotide messenger RNA. RefSeq names its product chromogranin (DUF1639). The record is from RefSeq and is a predicted model, not a curated record. Lineage: Eukaryota; Viridiplantae; Streptophyta; Magnoliopsida; Rosales; Rosaceae.